Molecule: messenger RNA, 435 nt
Organism: Pseudocercospora fijiensis CIRAD86
Lineage: Eukaryota; Fungi; Ascomycota; Dothideomycetes; Mycosphaerellales; Mycosphaerellaceae
Exons: 1
Coding region: 1-435 (144 amino acids)
Source: RefSeq, a predicted model, not a curated record
AUGGUCCAGAUCAAAUAUAAUGCCCUGGUUGUGAUUCCGAUUGACUACGAUGGAGAGUGCCGGGAGCCAUCUGACAGGAAGAGGAAGACAUAUGAUCCCAAGAACGCCAAAGAUCCGUACAAGCCAUACACUGUUGACCUUCCGGAAUUCCUGCUCGAGCUAGGAGCGCCUCGCUGUCUUCGGGAUACGCGUGUUGGGCCUGCGAGUAAGAAGAGGCAGGCCGGCUCUGAUCCGGGGAGUCGCCAGCCCAAGAAGCAGAAGCCUACUGGCGCACGAGUCGCUCUGAACAGUAUACCCCAAGUUGCCAAUCGCCUGGUUCGGACGCCUGCUCUAUCGAGAGCCACCCAGAAAGUUGCUCCUAAACCCAAGAUGGCUCGCCCUCAAUGCAUUGUCCGCAACAGGGCGAUUGAGACCAUUGACUUGACAGAUGAGUGA